GGAUCUCACCGCUCGGGGCGUGGUCAGCUGAAUUCCCUUUGGGCCGCGGCUGAUUCCGGAGAAAACAGCAGGGGACUUUCGGCCCUGAAGUGGCGUUUGUUCCAUGUGAAGACGGACUUCCCGUUCUGCUCUGUUUCUUCUGAUCAUUUUCACCUGGACAACAGCACGAUGCGAGAGUUUCACCUGAACGAUACGUGCACAAAUGGGUCUGUGCUGACACUGUGGUGUGGAUCCCAGACAGCUGUGUGUUUGGUCACCACAGAUCAAACUCUGAUCCUCACACACCUGAACAACAGUCGACAACCAGGUAUGCAAACUUACAGUUCCUACAACAUGUGGCUGGGAUUAGCUGUUGCACUGCUUUCGUCCUUCCUGAUUGGUGGAAGUGUCAUCCUCAAGAAGAAAGCUCUCAUCCGAUUGGCCAGCAAUGGACACACUAGAGCAGGUGAUGGAGGAUAUGGCUACCUUAAAGACUGGCUGUGGUGGGGAGGCCUGUUGACCAUGGGAGCCGGAGAGGUGUGUAAUUUUGCUGCCUACAUGUUCGCUCCAGCCACACUGGUGACUCCCCUGGGAGCGCUCAGUGUCCUCAUCAGUGCGGUUCUCUCCUCCCACCUGUUGGGGGAGCAGUUGAAUGUGGUGGGAAAGUUUGGCUGUCUGCUGUGUGUACUUGGGAGCAUUCUGUUGGUCAUUCAUGCCCCACAAGAAAGAGAAGUGACAUCAAUACAGGAUAUGACCAAUAAGCUGCUGGAGCCAGGUUUCCUGGUCUAUGUUGUGGCAUUAUUGGUUCUGUGUGCGGUUCUGGUUUUGUAUUUCUGUCCACGUUCCGGUCGUUCCAACAUCCUGAUCUACAUCGGCAUCUGCUCGUUGCUGGGAGCCUUCACAAUAUCGUCGGUGAAGGGCCUCGCCAUAGCCAUCAACACCGUGGUUUAUGACACCUCUGUGCUCAGCCACCCUCUUACGUGGAUCCUGCUCCUCACCCUCAUUGUUUCAAUAGUAACACAGGUGAACUACCUUAACAAGUCUCUGGACACCUUCAACACCCUGCUGGUAUAUCCUAUCUACUACGUCCUCUUCACCUCUGUGGUCCUUUCCACCUCCAUCAUCCUCUUCCAGGAGUGGAGCAGCAUGUCUGCCGUGGAUGUGGUCACAACGCUGGGCUCGUUCCUGGUCAUCGUGGUGGGUGUGGCCUUGCUGCACCUGUUCAGGGAGCUGCAGAUUACAAUGAAGCAACUGACCAAUCAGCUUUCUCAGCCAGUGGAGAGGGAGGGACUUACAGAAGAGGUCACAACCAAUGGAAGAGGAGGAAGGAAUAAAAAGGAGGAUAAAUAUGGACUGAUGGACAAUGUAAUGAUAGAAAGUCUGCCUCCUAUGAGAGAGGAAGGACCCAGAGUCUUCAUAAUCAGCUGAAAAAGAGAAUUCCAGAGGUUUCUGCACUGUUACUUGAUAUUUCCUGCACUUUUUCAAACUUUUGCCGCCAUCUUAGUUUAUGCUAUAGGUCCCUCCAAUCUCGCAUGACGGUAUUUAACGGUACAGUACUAGUCGACCUUUUUAAUUUGUAAAUAUUUAAGAAAUCUUGCCUGUAAAUACCAAUUUAGUAGAAGGUUCAAAUUAUUUAUUGGAAAUAAGUACUUUAGAGCCCACACAAAAUAUGCCGUCAAAGAAA
Xiphophorus maculatus (southern platyfish) is the source of this 1663-nucleotide messenger RNA. RefSeq names its product magnesium transporter NIPA2-like (gene nipal4). Gene Ontology annotation, molecular function: magnesium ion transmembrane transporter activity. The record is from RefSeq and is a predicted model, not a curated record. NCBI's taxonomy places the organism in Eukaryota, Metazoa, Chordata, Actinopteri, Cyprinodontiformes, Poeciliidae. Gene Ontology annotation, cellular component: membrane. Bases 169 to 1407 code for a protein of 412 amino acids. Gene Ontology annotation, biological process: magnesium ion transport. The transcript is spliced from 11 exons.